Molecule: messenger RNA, 1137 nt
Organism: Rhizopus microsporus ATCC 52813
Lineage: Eukaryota; Fungi; Mucoromycota; Mucoromycetes; Mucorales; Rhizopodaceae
Product: putative Golgi membrane protein
Exons: 4
Coding region: 443-1051 (202 amino acids)
Biological process (GO): retrograde vesicle-mediated transport, Golgi to endoplasmic reticulum; protein retention in ER lumen
Cellular component (GO): Golgi membrane
Source: RefSeq, a predicted model, not a curated record
CUCUGAGAGCAGCAUCAAGUCAGAUGUUAGACAAGAUAAAGACAUUUACAAGUACUUUUAGUUAUCGAAUGGCUGUUAGAGAUACUUUGAAGAAAGCGUCACAUUUGGUUGAUUAUUGUACUGUACUAGUUUUUUGCUAAAUGUCUUGGUAAAGAUAUGAUGUCUAGACCCAUUGUUUCCCUUGGCCAGGAGAGAGAGAGAGAGAUAGACUACAUGUUAUUAUGCCAAACUAGUUUUUUUUUCACUAAAAAGAUGCAAUCCUUUAACUUUGGCUCGCUUUUGUUACUCUAUUUGUAGUUCUUUAUUGUUAAAGAUGGUCCAUAUACAUCAUCUGCUUGAGGACCUAAUUUAUAAUUUUCUCAGCCAAUCAUACGCAGCAUUGUUCAUUGCACAACAGCAAACAUUUUUUCUCUUCUCUUUCUUUUCUUUCUAAAAAGUCAAAAUGAAUGAAUUUGGUGAACCAGAGGGUACAACAUCUAACUUGAUGGCUCAAAAGUCACAGUUGGAAAGAAAAUUUCAGCAACUCUUAGAUCAGAUUACACCCUUUGUACCUUACCGUUGGACAGCGACAGCAGUACUUUUGGUAUUGUUCAUGGCACGUGUCAUUUAUGGAGAAGGAUGGUACAUUAUUGCGAUACAUUGUUAUAAAAAGGAAAAGAUGUACUUAAUGACCAUAGGAAUCUACAUGUUGAACCUUUUCUUGGCUUUUUUGACACCCAAGUUUGACCCUUCAGUCGAACUUGAUACACAAGCAAAUGAAAUGGAAGAAGGUCCUUCCCUUCCCUUAAAGAAUGAUGAAGAAUUCAAACCUUUUAUUCGUCGUCUUCCCGAGUUCAAGUUUUGGUACUCUGUAACUAAGGCAACUCUUAUUUCUAUCUUUUGUACAAUGUUCCGUAUAUUUGAUAUCCCUGUUUACUGGCCAAUCUUAUUGAUGUAUUUCCUUAUCUUAUUCGGUUUAACUAUGCGUAGACAAAUCGGUCAUAUGAUCAAAUACAAGUAUAUUCCAUUUGAUUUGGGAAAGAAGAGCUACAAUAACAGAAGAAGAGUUUAAUAAAAUAAAUUUAGAAUGUAUAACACAAGACUCUUGUGCGCCCAUGUAUGACAAAAGAACACCCUUUCUUUUUUUUUUUUUUUUUU